Physcomitrium patens is the source of this 1348-nucleotide messenger RNA. Its product is annotated as eukaryotic translation initiation factor 4E-1. Gene Ontology annotation, cellular component: cytoplasm; eukaryotic translation initiation factor 4F complex. Gene Ontology annotation, molecular function: RNA 7-methylguanosine cap binding; translation initiation factor activity. NCBI's taxonomy places the organism in Eukaryota, Viridiplantae, Streptophyta, Bryopsida, Funariales, Funariaceae. Gene Ontology annotation, biological process: translational initiation. The record is from RefSeq and is a predicted model, not a curated record.
AAGCUCUAGGGCUUGUCAGCGGCAGAAAACCUUGCGAUGUGGCUCGCAAGCUUUUGCUCCGCUUUGCUCCCAUCUGCGGAGCUUUGGGCUCAUUUUUGCAGGUCUUCGAAUCGCUUCUGACUUUGCAGCCCUUGAAUCGACUACUCGGUCUCUUUUCUGUAGCGGAGAGCAAUCCACACCGCAACCUUGGCAAGGAAUUUGAGCGGGAGAGAGAGAGAAAGAGAGAGAUAUAGAGAGGUCAAUACCAUAUUGAAAUGGCGGACGAGUUGGCAGUGACGACGGAGGCACUGACCUUGGACGAUUCCAAGGCCGAUCAGGUAGAAGUAGGGGAGAUUGUUGAGAAGCCCGUAGAUCGGCCAGCUGAGGUGAAGAAGCACCCAUUGGAGCAUUCGUGGACAUUUUGGUUCGAUAACCCGGGCGGGAAGCAAAAGCAGGCAACAUGGGGGAGCUCUCUUCGUGCCGUGUAUACGUUCCACACUGUCGAAGAGUUUUGGUGCUUGUACAACAACGUUUUGCAACCUAGCAAGCUGAUUCAGGGUGCGGAUUUUCAUUGCUUCAAGUCCGGAAUUGAGCCAAAGUGGGAGGAUCCCAAGUGUGCUCAUGGUGGCAAAUGGACUGCGCAGCCUCCUAGAAGCGGCGGCAAGGCUAUCCUUGAUACCUACUGGCUUCACACUUUGCUGGCUAUGAUUGGAGAGCAAUUUGACGAAGGUGAUGAAAUUUGCGGAGCUGUUGUGAGCGUAAGGAGGGCACAAGAUAAGAUUGCCAUCUGGACGAAGACUGCUUCCAACGAGGCCGCUCAGGUUAGCAUUGCAAAGCAAUGGAAGGAGGUUCUUGACUAUAAUGACAAGCUCGGCUACCUUGUCCAUGAGGACGCAAAGAGACAAGACAAGAGUGCGAAGAACAGAUAUACCGUCUAGAAAAUAGUGUGUGUUAGCAUAAAUGACAUGUGUUAGGACUGCCAGUUUUACAUAGGUUGGGCCACGUUGGUCAGUGACGUGUUCAGUACCUGCGAUGGCUAUCCGGUUUUUAGACAGUAGAGAACGCUAGAGUUUUAGGUUAACUGGCACAGUCUUGUAUCGCUUCAGUUAUGUAGGUUAGUGAAGAGCGUGAAAUUACUUCGGUUAUCCAAGGCUGUAGAUUAGAGCUAGGACAGUACAGUCUUAAUGGUGUACUCGGAUUGUUGUGAAACUCCCUGUUACUGACAUUUUCUGUCACAACGUCCGCUUGGGAUGCCGGCUGAGCGGUAUACGCGUUCUAUUUCUCAAGCGUUUAGCCGUUGAGGAGGUUUGCAUGUGAUCAAGAGCUUGAAUGCAAGAUGCUUAAAUUGAAAAUUCCUUAUUUUUGUGCA